Molecule: messenger RNA, 1507 nt
Organism: Spinacia oleracea (spinach)
Lineage: Eukaryota; Viridiplantae; Streptophyta; Magnoliopsida; Caryophyllales; Amaranthaceae
Product: MADS-box protein EJ2
Exons: 8
Coding region: 294-1154 (286 amino acids)
Biological process (GO): positive regulation of transcription by RNA polymerase II
Cellular component (GO): nucleus
Molecular function (GO): protein dimerization activity; RNA polymerase II transcription regulatory region sequence-specific DNA binding; DNA-binding transcription factor activity
Source: RefSeq, a predicted model, not a curated record
AUACCCUUUUAACCUUUAGGCCAAAGGGAGUAUAUGAAAAUAACCUAAGGUUAUUGAAAAGGGCUUUUAUUUCAGGGUUUCCACUUAUAAUAUUAUUCCUCCCCAUCUAAUUUCUCAUUUUUGUAAGCCUAACUUACUUACAAUUAUGGUACUCUAAGGACAUAAUCUCACAUAAAUAGCCAAAUAGGAGAAGGAGGCCUAUCUCUUUCCCUAACAAAUCAUCUAUCAAUAUAGUUGAAGAAAGAAAGAUAUAUAGAGAGAGAAAUUAAAAUAGAUAAAAAAAAAUUAUAAUUAUGGGUAGAGGUAGAGUUGAGCUCAAGAGGAUUGAGAACAAAAUCAAUAGGCAAGUCACUUUUGCUAAGAGAAGAAAUGGUCUUCUUAAGAAAGCUUAUGAGCUUUCUAUUCUUUGUGAUGCCGAAGUUGCUCUCAUCAUCUUCUCCAACCGCGGCAAGCUCUUCGAGUUUUGCAGCUCCUCUAGUAUGGUGAAAACAAUUGAGAAGUACCAAAGGUGCAACUAUGGAGCUCUUGAAGCUAAUGGACUUCUUAACGAUUCUGAGGCUACCUACCAGGAAUAUUUGAAGAUGAAGGCCAGGGUGGAGUUCCUACAGAAAUCUCAGAGGAACUUGUUGGGCGAAGAUUUGGCACCAUUGAGCAUAAAGGAGCUAGAACAGCUGGAGCACCAGCUUGAGUUGUCUUUGAAGCAAAUUAGAUCCACCAAGACUCAACAAAUGAUGGAGCAAAUGGCUGAACUGCGAAAAAGGGAACAAGCACUAAUUGAAAACAACAGGAACUUGAUGAAGAAGUUGGAAGAAAAUGGUUCACGAUACCCUCAACGACUAGCUUGGGAAGGUGACCGUAAUCGUCAAGAACAACAACAACAACAACAACAACAACAACAACAACAACAACAACAACAGCAGCAGCAGCAGCAGCAACAACAACAACAAAGUAUCCCUUUCAGUCGAAUUCCUACUCAUCAUUCAUCUGAUCAGCCUUUCUUUCAACCUCUUUGUUGCAACCCUCCUCAGCCGCAGCAGCAGCAGCAGCAGCAGCAGCAGCAUAUUAGGUACCAUCAUAUGGAAUCAACUGAAAUAAGUGUUGCAACACCAAGCCCGCGUGUCAAUGGAUAUAAUCUCCAUGGAUGGAUGCUUUGAAAUAAUAAUAAGCUCGAUCUCGCUAAUUGUUUCGAGCUAAUCUGAUCUCCAUUUACGUACUACUCCACUUGAGUAAUUAUAUAUAUAGAUAUAUAUUUCAAGGUAAAUUUUGGGUUGUUUUUCUAUAAGCUUAAUUAGAAUUAAGUGUAAUGACUAGCUACUUUUUAAUUAUGACAAUCAAGGGCAAUUAUUUAAUAAAGAUUGUCCAUGUUCUAAUGACAUAAGUAAUGAAUGUAUACACUUAAAUCAGAGCGUGAUCACAUUCAUCCAAUCCAAACACUAGUUAUAAUUUCAUUGUAAUUGUAUGUAAAUGGAGAAGCGUAUGUAUGCUUAAUUAUCUUUCUUUUCUUCUC